AUGAAUACCGUGAAAGAGCUGAUAAACAACAGCUUCAAGGAAAAAGAACCUUGGCAAAUAGUAACAAUAACAACUGGCUCAGUUCUCGGUGCUGUUUGGGUAUGGAAUUUUUGUAACCAAGAUGAGAGUAUAGUCGUACGUAGCAAGAAAAAGUUAUUCAAACUAGCCCGUUACAUUCCUUCGGUUCGCGAACAAAUAGAACGCGAGCUCAAUAAUCUAAACGAGACUUUUGAAAACGAGAGCAAAAAUCGACUCCAAGGCAUUCAGUGUGUCACAACUUUGCCUAAGAACGGUUUAAAUCAUGAACAAGUUAUUGAAGCUGUUAAGCAGAGUGUACAAAUAGGCGACUACGAUUGGAAAAAUGGCAAAGUAUCAGGAACUGUGUACAGAAAUGAUGAAAAGCUGAUAAAAUUGAUGGCCGAAGUUUAUGGUAUCGCUUCGUAUACAAAUCCUCUGCAUCCUGAUGUAUUUCCUGGGGUUUGUAAAAUGGAGGCUGAAGUUGUGAGAAUUUCCUGUCAUUUAUUUCACGGCAAUGAUGAAUCUUGCGGAACUAUGACAUCUGGAGGUACUGAAUCAAUUAUUUUAGCAUGCAAAGCAUACCGCGAUUACGCACGCGAAGUUAAAGGAAUCAAGCACCCCGAAAUGGUGGUACCGGUAACGGCCCACUCGGCUUUUGACAAAGCUGCCCAGUACUUAAAUAUCAAAGUACGAGCUGUGCCGCUCAACCCAAAAAGCUUCACAGUCAGCAUUAAUGCCAUGAAAAAAGCUAUUUCUCGCAAUACAAUAAUGCUCGUUGGAUCAACACCGAAUUUCCCAUACGGUACAAUGGACAAUAUUGAAGAAAUUUCUAAGCUUGGUCUUAAAUAUAACAUUCCAGUUCAUGUUGAUGCUUGUCUGGGUGGAUUUUUAUUAUGUUUUAUGCCAGCUGCUGGUUUUGAUGUUCCACCAUUUGAUUUUAUUCUACCUGGUGUUACUUCUAUUUCUGCUGAUACUCAUAAAUAUGGAUACGCACCGAAAGGAUCAUCAGUUAUUCUUUACAGCGAUAAAAAGUAUCGUCAUCAUCAAUUCACAAUAACAACAGAUUGGCCUGGCGGUAUUUACGGUUCUCCAACAAUAAAUGGCUCACGUGCUGGAGGAAUAAUAGCCGCUUGUUGGGCAUCAAUGAUGCAUUUUGGUUACGACGGUUACUUGGAAUCAACUAGAAAAAUAAUCCAAACAACAAAAUACCUCGAAUCAAAAUUAAGAGAAUUAGACAGUAUUUAUAUCAUCGGCACCCCUGGUACUUCAGUAAUCGCUUUGGGCUCCAAUAAAUUCCACAUUUAUCGUCUAUCCGAAGGUCUUGCAGCCAGAGGAUGGAAUUUAAAUACUUUGCAAUUCCCGAGUGCUAUUCACUUGUGCAUUACUUAUGUUCACACCCAGCCGGGUGUUGCUGAUACCUUUUUGGACGAUGUCAGAAAUGUUCUGAUAGAAAUUAAUAAGACACCUGAUGUCUCUGUAGAAGGACGGCUCGCUAUGUAUGGAAUGAGCCAAAGUCUUCCAGAUCGUUCAGUAGUCGGCGACUUGACUCGACUUUUUAUCGACUCCAUGUACUUUAUUCCAGAAGAGGAGAAAAAUUGA
Cotesia congregata is the source of this 1617-nucleotide messenger RNA. The record is from the annotation of a GenBank genome assembly. Lineage: Eukaryota; Metazoa; Arthropoda; Insecta; Hymenoptera; Braconidae.